This is a messenger RNA of Hymenoscyphus albidus, 2255 nucleotides long. NCBI's taxonomy places the organism in Eukaryota, Fungi, Ascomycota, Leotiomycetes, Helotiales, Helotiaceae. The record is from the annotation of a GenBank genome assembly.
CAGUAUCUUGGCGCAAGCUCGGCUCUCCGUAGGCUGGCAGGUAGGUGGGCAACGAAUUGGAAGCGCACGGCACUUGAUUGUUAGGAGACAUCUAGAAACUUCUUGAGAGCGAGAUCAAUGGAUUUUCGAUGAUGCUGCUCCGUUCGUUUUCUGCACGAAAGGCUCCGGUGUCUCAAUGGAUUUGCAAGUCAUGUCGUAGCAGACGCUAUGCUUCGUCUGGCUCCAAUGCAGUCAACCCCCUUCCCCUUCCACAAGCCUCCAAAGAACUUCGCAAGGGAGGACCAGCCAGAACACGUUUCGCCCCAUCGCCCACCGGAAAACUUCAUCUUGGGUCAAUAAGAACUGCCUUGUUCAACUACUUGAUCGCGAGAGCGACCGGUGGCCAAUUUGUGCUGCGAAUAGAAGAUACAGAUCAGGUGAUCAGUCUACCAAAUCCCAUUCUAUUGUUGUUGACUAAAGUUGGGAUAGAAACGUACAAUCAGUGGUGCCGAAGAUACGUUGCUCCGGGACUUGGAGUGGGCUGGAAUUGAAUGGGACGAAGGUAAAACCACCUCAACUGCCGCUGUUCUCUCAACUAACCAUGCAUAGGACCUGGACGAGGAGGUCCUUUCGGACCAUAUCGACAGGCAAGUUCCAGCUCACGGAAAUCUGGACAUUUUUUGACCAAGUAUUAGUCAGAGCGAACGGCAAUCUACAAAGAACACACGGAGCAACUUCUUCGUAAAGGCGCUGCCUAUCGAUGUUUCUGUACCCCCGAGCGACUUCAUGCACUAGCUGCAUAUCGAAACUCAAAAGGGCUCCCUCCCAACUAUGACAGAACAUGCAUUCAUAUACACAAAGAUGAAUCCGAUGAAAAAGCAGCAAGAGGAGAGGCUUAUGUUGUUAGGCUUCAAGUACCCAGCAAAUACCCAGCGUACCGGGAUAUAGUUUACAAACUUGUCCAGCCACCAGUGAUACCUGGAAUUCAACUUUUAGUAGAUAAUUAUGAGGAUCCGAUCUUGAUGAAGUCGGAUGGAUUUCCAACCUAUCACCUAGCCAAUGUUGUCGACGACCAUCUUAUGAAAAUUACACAUGUAAUCAGAGGCUCAGUAUGUACCAACACUUCUUUCCUUCACAUGGCAAUCUCAGACUAAGUGUUCGUAGGAAUGGAUGUCUUCAACGCCGAAGCAUCUUGCCAUAUAUCAUGCUUUUGGGUGGAACCCUCCAAAGAUUGGCCAUGUCAGUCUUCUCACUGAUAAACAAGGCGCAAAGCUCAGCAAAAGGAAUGGCUCUGUUGACAUAUCCACCAUAAGAGACACCAUGGGAGUGUUUCCGGAGACACUCAAUAAUUUCCUUGCUCUUCUUGGAUGGUCUCAUAGUGCAAAGAGCGACGUCAUGAACAUGGAAGAGUUGAUUCAUAACGUAUGUGCUCUUGGCUACUUUUCUUAUGAGAACCUUUCAUUGACUUCUCACUCCAGGCCACACUCAAAUAUACGCGAGGAGAUACAGUUGUCGCAAUGGAAAAGCUUUGGUUUCUCCAAAAGCGACAUGCCCACCGCUACGCAACAACGCAAAUGGAUUCCCCUCUUUCCGAUCCUCGUCUGGAUUUGGUCAAACUAGCAGUCAUUCCGGUUGUCAAACGUCUUGAAGAAGUGGUAUCCAAAAGGACUGAUCGUUUCUUCAAAUCUUUCCCAGCAGGAAAGGCCCGUGAAGAUUACGUUCGAACCUUGGUCUUUGGGGACGCUCUAAAGUAUACCACAGCCGAUUCAUUCAUCAAGCUCAACAAAUUCUUCUUCAUUACUCCUCUCCGUCGAGAUCUUGUUGCGAAUCCACCUCCUCCAAUCCCAUCUAGCCAAGUGACAGGGGCCAAGGCCCCAGUUCUUCUCGAAUUUCUACCCCAAAUUGACGCUUUCGCAAGACUAUCAGCGGAUGAAUGGACAGACGCUAAUAUUAAAGCUGUCACCUCGGAAAUUGUGGAUAGAAAUGCCAAAGAAUGCUUUGAACAAUCUUUUCAGGGUGACCAUUCUUCUGAGGCAGGGAAAGCUUUGCAGAAGACGUGUCAGAAAAGCUGGCUGUCAUUUGUUCAUGGAUAUGUGAGAUGGGCAAUUUUUGCCAAGCAACCUGGCCCUGAUGGGGUGUUUACGAUGAGACUCUUGGGUAGGGAAGAGUGUCUAGGGAGAUUCGAAUUUGCCAGAAAAUUCCUAGCCAAUGCGAAGUCUAAAGAGGCGGAAGAGGAGGAGGAGGAGGAAGAGGAUAUGUUGCACAAAUACCUGUAA